AUGGGGCCAACCGAUCGUGCAACUGAACAUGAGUUCUACAAAGCGAACCGACAAGAAACACCUGAAGAUAUCACCAUUGCUGUGCCUUGGAUAAAAGAGAUUUUGAAAGGGUUUCACAUUCCCAUUUUAGAGUUUUCGGGGUAUGAGGCCGAUGAUAUCAUUGGCACGAUUGCGAAGAAGAAAGCAAAAGAAGUGUGUAGUUGA
This is a messenger RNA of Darwinula stevensoni, 204 nucleotides long. Lineage: Eukaryota; Metazoa; Arthropoda; Ostracoda; Podocopida; Darwinulidae. The record is from the annotation of a GenBank genome assembly.